CUCAGACCUCCCUUCUUUUCUCUACUUCUUUCUUUCGGUCUCCUGUAUCGUAUCUUCAGCCUGGACCUGGACCUUUCCCACACAAUGACUACUCUUUCAGAUUUCCUCGAUCUGUCUCAAUCGUCCUUCAAGUGCGCUGCACUCUCCAUCGCUUUCAACCCAAUCUUCUGGAACAUUGUUGCCCGUGCCGAAUAUCGGAAACACUACCUGACACGUAUAUUCGGUAAUCCGUAUUACGGUUGUUACUUCCUCGCAAUCGCCAUUUUUACCCUGGGAAUCGUGCGCGACCAUGUGUAUCAGUCGGCCCUGGAAGACCAGCCCUAUUAUGCCCCUGUGCACCAACCAAUUCUAGGCGGCGUCUUGUUUGCUGUGGGAUCCGUUCUUGUUCUUUCGAGCAUGUAUGCCCUAGGCGUCACCGGAACCUACCUCGGAGAUUAUUUCGGUAUUCUCAUGGAAGCCCCCGUCACUGGCUUCCCUUUUAAUGUCACUGGCUCCCCUAUGUAUUGGGGAAGCACUCUGAAUUUCCUGGGUGUCGCGCUUUACAAGGGCAAAGUUGCCGGGAUCCUCCUGACCGCCGAGGUGUUCAUUCUGUACUGGUUUGCUCUUCAGUGGGAGGAUCCUUUCACUGCUGAGAUCUAUGCCAAGCGCGAGCGCGAACGUGCAAAGGCCAAGCAAGGCGGUAAGAGCCAGUAAGGAGUGCUAUGGUACCGCGGCCUGUUUAAGCAGCGACUGAAAGACGGGGUCAACGCUUAUAGGAUUGAGUCUGGACUUUCAACAACCAUCAAUCUAUGUCAGUCGGGAGGGAAUAGAUAGACACAACCCGGGGGACCCUGGCUAGGAAAUAUGUGAUCAAGAUGCUAGAGUGGGAUUCAACAAUAGAAGGAAGCCUGGGAAGAUGCAACAAAACCAUGAAAGACACGAUCCGAAUGUUACGAGGGCGAAUCUGGAGAGUAGUCAUGGAACAAAACAAUACAAAAGACAAUAUAUUUCUAUUU
Aspergillus caelatus is the source of this 995-nucleotide messenger RNA. Its product is annotated as bifunctional phosphatidyl-N-methylethanolamine N-methyltransferase/phosphatidyl-N-dimethylethanolamine N-methyltransferase. NCBI's taxonomy places the organism in Eukaryota, Fungi, Ascomycota, Eurotiomycetes, Eurotiales, Aspergillaceae. The transcript has 5 exons. The record is from RefSeq and is a predicted model, not a curated record. Gene Ontology annotation, molecular function: S-adenosylmethionine-dependent methyltransferase activity. Gene Ontology annotation, biological process: phosphatidylcholine biosynthetic process. The coding region runs from base 85 to 693 and encodes 202 amino acids.